AUGACACGGCCAACUUCUCCCGAAGCGAUUGAGAAGCGCUAUGUAGGGAAAACACUCGGAGAAGUUCCCACACCUUGUGCAGUUCUCGACCGCGCAAAAGUCGAAGCCAAUUGUCAGCGCAUGUUGGACGCCGUCGAGAAGCUCAACAUUGGCUGGCGGGCACACGUCAAGAGCCACAAGACAAUCGAGAUCACAAGGUUGCAGGUUGGGGACAAGAAUGACACCCCCGUCAAAGUCAUCGUAUCGACUCUCCUCGAAGCCGAGAAGCUCCUGCCUCUGCUCAAAGAGUACCAGGAAAAUGGUCGCGAAGUCAACGUCCUCUACUCCUUCCCGCUGUUCCCCUCCUGCGUCAGCAGGAUAGCCGCCCUGGCGUCGGAGCUCGGCCCGGGCGCCGUCUCCGUGCUCAUCGACCACCCGGACCAGAUCCCCAGCCUGGCGGCGAUCCGGCGCUCGGGCACCGCCGUAGACGCCUUCCUCAAGAUCAACAUGGGCAACAACCGCGCGGGCGUCAUCCCCCGCUCCGACGCCUGCCGCGCGCUCGUGGCGCGGCUCCUCGCCGCGCACGACGAGGGCGCCUGCCGCCUCGCGGGGCUGUACGCGCACGCGGGCCACUCGUACGCCACGCGCCGCACGUGGGAGGCCAUGGAGUACCUGGCGGCCGAGCUCUUCGCCCUGCGCGACGUCGCGGCCGACGUGCGCGAGCAGCAGCGGAGGCGGUCCCAGCAGCAGCCCCUCCCGCUCGUGCUGUCGGCCGGCGCCACGCCGACGGCCACGUCGCUCCAGCACCCGCACCUGCGCGAGGAGAACACGACGGCGGCUACGACGACGCCCGGUGAGGGCGACGAGUCGGACCUGCCGGGCUCCGGCCCCGCCGAGCUCGAGACCCUCAUCGCCGAGCUGCGCUCCUCGCCCUCGACGGCGGCGCUCGAGGUCCACGCGGGCGUGUACCCGCUCCUCGACCUGCAGCAGCUGGCCACGCACGCGCGCUCCGAGGACCGCGGCCUCGCGGCGUCGGACCUGGCGCUCACGGUGCUGGCCGAGGUGGCCUCGGUCUACCCGGGCAGGGGCUACGACGGCACGGCCGAGGCGCUCAUCAACGCGGGGAGCCUGGCCCUCGGGCGGGAGCCGUGCCGGGACGCGAGCGUCGACGGCGAGGGCGACUACGCCGGCUGGGGGAUCCUGAUGCCCUGGCGGCAGCAGGCAAAGGGCGAAUCUUCUUCUUCAACUACUACGAGUGGUGGUGGGCAGAAGAAGGAGGGAGAAGAAGAAGAGGUAGAAAGGCACGUGCAGAUCUGGCCCGGGUGCGAGUUCCCGCACGCGCACGGCGGCUGGGAGGUGGCCCGGAUCAGCCAGGAGCACGGCACGCUGGCGUGGUGCGGCGCCCCCGGCGACGAGGCACCGCUGCGCGUAGGACAGAGGGUCCGGGUGUGGCCCAACCAUGCGUGCAUCGCCGGCGCCAUGUUUGACAGGUAUCUCGUCGUCGACAGCCGAUUGAAAGGCAGAGAAGAUGAGAUUGUUGAUGUUUGGGAGAGAUGGAGAGGGUGGUAA
Molecule: messenger RNA, 1548 nt
Organism: Thyridium curvatum
Lineage: Eukaryota; Fungi; Ascomycota; Sordariomycetes; Thyridiales; Thyridiaceae
Exons: 3
Coding region: 1-1548 (515 amino acids)
Biological process (GO): D-serine catabolic process
Molecular function (GO): D-serine ammonia-lyase activity
Source: RefSeq, a predicted model, not a curated record